Linum tenue is the source of this 1233-nucleotide messenger RNA. NCBI's taxonomy places the organism in Eukaryota, Viridiplantae, Streptophyta, Magnoliopsida, Malpighiales, Linaceae. The record is from the annotation of a GenBank genome assembly.
AUGGUAAUUAUAUUAACCGCCGGCAUCAGUUCAUCAUCCUCCGACACCACUCCGACGCCGGCGGCAGCCGGCGGCCGGUGCUUCACCUCCAUUUUCAGCUUCGGCGACUCCAUCACCGACACCGGGAACCACUGCCACAUUCUGUCCAAGGCCGGGAGGUCGGCCAACAACUGCCUUCUUCCCUACGGAGAGACCUUUUUCCACCGCCCCACCGGCCGGAGCUCCGACGGCCGUCUCAUCAUUGAUUUUAUCGCUGAGCAUUUGGGGAUCCCAUUGGUACAGCCAUAUUUUGGAGGAGGGAGCACGGUGGAUUUCGACGGCGGAGUGAACUUCGCGGUGGGAACCGCCACCGCGCUGGACAGUGAUUUCUUAGAGAGAAGAGCAGGAGUUAAGGUAACCGGCACAAACGUUUCUUUGAAUGUUCAGUUGGAUCACUUCAGGCGACUGAUUCCGUCGCUAUGCCGCCGUGGCACCGAUGACUGCAAUAACCUCUUCAGAAACUCACUGUUCAUACUGGGAGAGAUUGGAGGAAAUGACUACAACUUUGCCCUCUCCGACGGCCAUAGCCUGAAACAAGUUCAAGACCUAGUGCCUCUUGUUGUUGGUUCCAUAAUUUCAGCCCUCAAGGAAAUCAUCGAACUCGGCGCAGUCAACAUUUUAGUGCCUGGAAAUUUUCCAAUGGGUUGCUUGCCCUUCUUACUAAACAAAUUUCCCAGUACAAAUGCAGGAGAUUUCGAUCCUUCCACCGGUUGCCUUACUUGGGUCAACGAAUUUGUUGAGUACCACAACGAUCUUCUCCAAACAGAACUCGAUCGCAUAAGAGAACUUCACCCGGCCGAUAUGAACAUCAUCUAUGUGGAUUAUUACAAUGCUCUCUUACGCAUAUAUCAAGCACCUAAACAAUUCGGAUUUAGUGGGGAACCUCUGGCAGCAUGUUGUGAAGGAGAAGGAUCUGUGCAAUGUGGGAGCCCAUCAGUAAGGCCUUGUGAAGAUCCUUCAGCAUAUGUCAACUGGGAUGGGAUUCACUUCACAGAAGCAACUUACAGAGUAAUUGCCAAGUCAAUACUGGAAGAAGGUCUCUUCACCAAUCCUCAAUUUAGUGCCUCCUCCUGUAUUGCUGGGAAUUCAGGGAAAGCCUUCCCCAAUUCCUUCUAAGAACAUGAUCUUGUUUAUAGUACCUUUGCUGGUAUCUGUAGCUCUAUGGUUCGAUCUCUCUCGUACGGUUUCACGAUU